Mesorhabditis spiculigera is the source of this 777-nucleotide messenger RNA. The record is from the annotation of a GenBank genome assembly. Lineage: Eukaryota; Metazoa; Nematoda; Chromadorea; Rhabditida; Rhabditidae.
AUGUCGGGCCGGCGCCGGACUCGAAGCCCUUCGCAGGGUCCUUCGACCCGUAAACGGGGCCACCAGGAGCGUUCUCCGAGCCCGUACGAGGAGGAGCCGGCGAGGCGGGAGAAAAGGAAGAAGGUCUACCGUAAGUCUCAAUUGGAGAUCACGGCUGACGAAAUGCUACCGCUGCUGAACAUCACUCUCGCGACGCUGGCCCAGGUCCUCAAAAAAGUGUGUUGCUGUUGCGGCCACCAUGAGCUGAAGAUGGACUUUGGCGGACUGCAACUUUGCCACGGGGAUGGACAGGGGUGCGGGGCCGUUGUGACAACCACCCUGACCACCGCUACAAUUCGACGCAUCCGUACGAGAAAGAAACCGAAGGUGUUGGAGAUCUUCGGGCUGCAGGACGAACAGCCCGACCCGGAAUUGGGCGUCGACCAGCUGAAGGACUUGCUCGAGAAGUCGGUGGCUACGUUUGCCGAGUUUGCCAAGCGUCGGUGCGUGUGCUGCCACUCGAAAGACCUCAAGACGGAUGAGGGAGGCUUAAGGAUGUGCACCGGAUGCGAGAAGAGUGUGGUUGGAUGGUCGCCGCACGCCGACCAUCUCUACAACCGCGACCACCCGUACGAACAGCUGCGGCUGCGCUGUUCGGAAUGCCGCCAGCGUCGGGCCAUCUUCUUCGGAUGGAACCCGACCACUCCCAAAGUACGCGCCGUGAUGGGCUUGCCGCCGGACCAGCCCGACCCCGUGCAGACGGCCCGCGAGAUGAAGCGUGGGAAGAACGCGAAGAAC